UCUUCUUAGAAGUAUCAUACAUCAUUGUGUCUUCACAACAUGAUAGGCUUAUACAUUGUUCUGUUCGGACUCUCAGUCCUGCUCGUUCGCAUCUACAGAUCAGCCUAUCCUCAGCCAUAUCCUCAAAUUCCAUACAACCAAGCAGCAUCCAAGCGAUUAUGGGGAGACCUCCCGGAAUUGAUUGAAGCAGUCAAGAGAACCCAAGAUCCCGCAAAGUUUCUGUUCCAGCAAUGCAGGGCAUUAAAGUCACCCGUGAUCCAACUUUUCAUGCGACCCUUUGCGAAGCCUAUUAUCUUCAUUGAUGACGUCCGAGAAGUUAAGGACAUUCUCAGCACCCGAACGAAGGAGUUCGACCGAGCACCGAGAACCCGUCACGCCUUUCGCCCAAUAGUCCCACACUGCAGUUUGGUGAAAGCGACUACUCCAGAAUGGAAGGCACAGAGACGGCUCUGGGAAGGAGUGAUGGGAGCGGCUUUCCUGCGCCGUGUUGCUGCACCCAAAAUGCACCAAGUGGGUCUCGAUCUGGUUGAAUUGCUCAAGACAAAGGCUUCCAUCGCUGAUGGUCGACCAUUCUACUUCUUCGACGAUAUCGACCUGGCCGCGUUUGACGUCAUUUGGAAGGUGGUUUUUGGAACCGAUUUGAAUGCUGUUCGUGGUGAGCGCGAGCAAGUUGUAUCCGGAGCAAAGGACAUAACACAACCAACAUCAAAGGACUCCCCAGCUGUUAUGACUGUGGGCGCAAAACCUGAAAUGUAUCAAUACAUUGCACUCCUCAUUCAGACGGUGGAAAAAACCUUCGCUUCCUUCUCUCAACCGCUGCAUCAUUGGAUUUUGAGACAGGGAACAGCUUACAGGGAAAAGGUGGCUGUGAAGAACAAGAUCGUUGACGAGAUUAUGAGUAACACGCGGUCGCGGCUGUCAGAACUAUCUGAUGCACAGCUGAGUGAACAGGAAGAAACCUCUGCUGUGGUCCUAGGAACACGACGGGAGCUUCUCGCUCGUAGGUCCCAGGCUGAAAAUGUUCCAAAUGAGGAGGAAGUCCGUGAUGAGCUUUUGAUGUUAUUGAUUGGUGGCCACGAGACAAAAGCAGUGGUACUUUCAUGGGCCAUCACAUUUCUAACACAUUUCCCUGAAAAACAAACGAGACUACGCGAUUCGCUGUUAAGCAUUCACCCUCAGAAGUCCGAAGGCAUCCAACCAUCCGUAGAGAGUAUCCUCACCAAGUCAACAUCUUAUAUGGAUGCGUGGAUUGAGGAAACGCUACGAAUGGGAAAUGUCUCUUCUCGGCUGGUCCGUGUUGCUACCACCGAUACAACAGUUCUAGGCCAUUUCAUUCCCAAAGGCGCGCAGGUAGUAUGCAACCCGUACGUCGGAGGAGAAAAGCCAUUAUAUACUCCUGAAGAGCUGCGAAGUAACACAUCGCGACAAUCCAAGGAUAACUUUCAAUCUCAUUGGGAUCCGAACUGCAUGGACGAGUUCAUUCCUGAGAGGUGGCUUGAAGAAGACGGGAGCUUUAAUCCACGCAUGUUCCCUCGCUUGGCAUUCUCGGCUGGUCCUCGCGUCUGUUACGGUCGAAGUCUUGCUCUUCAAGAAUUCCGCAUUAUGCUCACUAUACUCGUUUUGAACUUCAAAUUCGAAGCACUUCCGGAGGAAUUUUCGGGAUUGGAGGCACAUCAGCGUAUUCUUCGAGUGCCACGGCAUUGCUAUGUUCGAUUAUCUCCACUUUAAUCUAUCUGGUACUAUCUUGGACUGGUAUAUGUGUGGCUCCUAGCUAGCAAUACAAAUGAUGCAUUUGAUUUAAA
Messenger RNA from Penicillium samsonianum, 1802 nucleotides. RefSeq names its product cytochrome P450 oxidoreductase. The coding region runs from base 40 to 1728 and encodes 562 amino acids. Gene Ontology annotation, molecular function: monooxygenase activity; heme binding; iron ion binding. The record is from RefSeq and is a predicted model, not a curated record. NCBI's taxonomy places the organism in Eukaryota, Fungi, Ascomycota, Eurotiomycetes, Eurotiales, Aspergillaceae. The transcript is spliced from 3 exons.